GGUUAAUUUUAAUUAUGGCAGCCACGGAGGGCCUCACUGACAGGGUGACCGACGCCAAAGCGCCUGAAGGAGGUGAAUGGGAGCCAUACAAAUAACUGGAGGAAGAGGUCCCUCAACCAAGGCAAGUGAAAAGGCCCUGGGGCAGGAGUAUGUCAGCAGUGUUCAGGGAAUAGCAAACUGUCUAGUGUGGCUUCAGAGGAAAUAAGAAGAUGGCGUAGGAUGGGGUAGGAGAGGAUCUUGUAAGCCAUUAUAAAAGCUUUGGCUUUUCCGCCGGGUGCGGUGGCUCACGCCUGUAAUCCCAGCACUUUGGGAGGCGGAGGCGGGCGGAUCCACGAGGUCAGGAGGUCGAGACCAUCCUGGCUAACACGGUGAAACCCCGUCUCUACUAAAAACACAAAAAAUUAGCCGGGCGUGAUGGCGGACACCUGUAGCCCCAGCAACUCGGGAGGCGGAGGCAGGAGAAUGGGGUGAACCCGGGAGGCGGAGCUUGCAGUAAGCCGAGAUCGCGCCACUGCACUCCAGCCUGGGCGACAGAGCGAGACUCCGUCUCAAAAAAAAAAAAAAAAAAAAGCUUUGGCUUUUCGUCAGAUGUGAAGUUAUUGGAGAUUAUGUGUAAAAUGUCAUAAGAGAGAGUGACAGGCUUGCCCAGAAGAGUGUCUGGGGAAUAAACUUGCAUGGCAAAAUGUUAGUUUUGGCCAGGCGCAGUGGCUCACGCCAGUAAUCCCAGCACUUCGGGAGGCCAAGGCGGGGAGAGUUCGAACUCCUUGAGCUCAGGAGUUUGAGACCAGUCUGAGCAACAUAGUGAGACCACCUCCCCCCACCGCCAUCUCUACAAAAAAUAAAAGAACAAAAUUAGCCGGGCGUGGUGGCGCGCGCCUGUGGUCACUUGGGAGGCUGAGACAGGAAAAUCGCUGGAGCCCGGGAGGUGGAGGUUGCAGUGAGCCGAGAUCGCGCCACUGCACUCCAGCCUGGGCAACAGAGCGAGACCCUGUCUCAAAACAGAAAACAAAACAAAAUGUUAGUUCUUAGAAUCGGAAACCCCUAGUAGAGGCCCAAAGUUGUUUUGCGAAAAGGAGACUGACGAGGAAACCCGGAGGAGUCCGCCCAAAUAGGUGGAGAGAAGAUCCCGCCGCGGGCGCCCCCUGGUGGAUAAAAGGGCCGCGCGGAGGGCCGCUCUGCUCUUGAGACGGACACAAACGGGGCACAAAACACUAUACUGAGACCGUUCUGAGGGACACGCUUCCACCAAAAUCGCCAAGGGCGGACCAGGAUUUUCAAAACGGACGCGCCGGGGGCGGGACCAACCCGAACUGUAAGUCAGCUGGGCAGCCCGGCGCCCGCACGCCGACCGGAAGAAACUGCCCGGAACCGGGGGCGGCGCCGGCGAGAUGACGCAAAAGGGGUCGCGCCGAGGGUGACGCGUGGCGUAGACGACGCCGACGGCCUGCGCCUGUCACCCCCCCCCGGGGUUUGUAGCGGAGGAGGAGCGGGCGCCAUGGCGGUUCUACUGGAGACCACUUUAGGCGACGUCGUCAUCGACUUGUACACCGAGGAACGGCCGCGUGCCUGCUUGAAUUUCUUGAAACUGUGCAAAAUAAAAUAUUACAAUUAUUGCCUUAUUCACAAUGUACAGAGGGAUUUUAUCAUACAAACUGGCGAUCCUACAGGGACUGGCCGUGGAGGAGAGUCUAUCUUUGGCCAACUGUAUGGUGAUCAAGCAAGCUUUUUUGAGGCAGAAAAAGUCCCAAGAAUUAAGCACAAGAAGAAAGGCACAGUGUCCAUGGUGAAUAAUGGCAGUGAUCAACAUGGAUCUCAGUUUCUUAUCACCACAGGAGAAAAUCUAGAUUAUCUUGAUGGUGUCCAUACGGUGUUUGGUGAGGUGACAGAAGGCAUGGACAUAAUUAAGAAAAUUAAUGAGACCUUUGUUGACAAGGACUUUGUACCAUAUCAGGAUAUCAGGAUAAAUCAUACAGUGAUUUUAGAUGAUCCAUUUGAUGACCCUCCUGAUUUAUUAAUCCCUGAUCGAUCACCAGAACCUACAAGGGAACAAUUAGAUAGUGGUCGAAUAGGAGCAGAUGAAGAAAUUGAUGAUUUCAAAGGAAGAUCAGCUGAGGAAGUAGAAGAAAUAAAGGCAGAAAAAGAGGCUAAAACUCAGGCUAUACUUUUGGAGAUGGUGGGAGACCUACCUGAUGCAGAUAUUAAACCUCCAGAAAAUGUACUGUUUGUGUGUAAAUUGAACCCAGUGACCACAGAUGAGGAUCUGGAAAUAAUAUUCUCUAGAUUUGGGCCAAUAAGAAGUUGUGAAGUUAUCCGAGACUGGAAGACAGGAGAGUCCCUCUGUUAUGCUUUUAUUGAAUUUGAAAAGGAAGAAGAUUGUGAGAAAGCAUUCUUCAAAAUGGACAAUGUGCUUAUAGAUGACAGAAGAAUACAUGUGGAUUUUAGCCAGUCGGUUGCAAAGGUUAAAUGGAAAGGAAAAGGUGGCAAAUACACCAAGAGUGAUUUCAAGGAGUAUGAAAAAGAACAGGAUAAACCAUCUAAUUUGGUUCUGAAAGAUAAAGUAAAGCCCAAACAGGAUACAAAAUACGAUCUUAUAUUAGAUGAGCAGGCCGAAGACUCAAAAUCAAGUCACUCACACACAAGUAAAAAACACAAGAAGAAAACCCGUCACUGCUCUGAAGAGAAAGAAGAUGAGGACUACAUGCCAAUCAAAAAUACUAAUCAGGAUAUCUAUAGAGAAAUGGGGUUUGGUCACUAUGAAGAAGAAGAAAGCUGUUGGGAGAAACAAAAGAGUGAAAAGAGAGACCGAACUCAGAACCGAAGUCGUAGCCGAUCUCGAGAGAGGGAUGGCCAUUAUAGUAAUAGUCAUAAAUCAAAAUACCAAACAGAUCUUUAUGAAAGAGAAAGGAGUAAAAAGAGAGACCGAAGCAGAAGUCCAAAGAAGUCCAAAGAUAAAGAAAAAUCUAAGUAUAGAUGAAAGAUGAAGAGGCAGAAUUGAGAGGCUAACAUAUUUACUCUUGUCUAACUUAAGAGUGCCAGGAAAGCAGAUGCUUAGAUUUUGUGUCAAAGCUUGUUAUUUUUUUCGUACUAGGAUUAUGGUCUUUAGAUUAAUACUGAUUAUAUAGAGCACGGAAAGAUAAAGAAUUGAACAUUUUCUUUGUAUACUUUUUUACACUAAUUUUAUUGUUAUACAUAAAUGGUAGUCUUCAUUUUUGAAGUCUUACAUUUUCACUCUUUUUUUAAUGAAGUAUUUCAUACUACAAAAAUACAUAAACUUAUAUAUAAAGGGAUAAUAAAUGUAAAUAUCUGUGUACUCAUCAGCCAGCUUUAGAUACAGAAUGUUGUCGACAUUUUGGAAGUUCCCUAAGGCCUUCUCCCUCUCAAAUAAUUAUUUGGAAUUUUGUGUUUGUCAUUUGCCUAUUAUAGUUUUACAACAUACGUAUGUAUCCGUAAGUGAAAUGUUAAUUUUGUAUGUUUCUGAAUUUUAUAUAAAUGGCAAAAUGUUUACUUCUGUGACUUUCUUUCAUUUUUAUUGCUAUAUAGUAUUAUAUAAAUAUACUACAACUUAUUCAUUCUUGAUGGA
Gorilla gorilla gorilla (western lowland gorilla) is the source of this 3580-nucleotide messenger RNA. It is a transcript of the gene PPIL4, whose product is annotated as peptidylprolyl isomerase like 4. NCBI's taxonomy places the organism in Eukaryota, Metazoa, Chordata, Mammalia, Primates, Hominidae. Gene Ontology annotation, cellular component: nucleus. Gene Ontology annotation, biological process: protein peptidyl-prolyl isomerization. Gene Ontology annotation, molecular function: RNA binding; peptidyl-prolyl cis-trans isomerase activity. The transcript is spliced from 13 exons. The record is from RefSeq and is a predicted model, not a curated record. The coding region runs from base 1496 to 2974 and encodes 492 amino acids.